Molecule: messenger RNA, 4736 nt
Organism: Hyalella azteca
Lineage: Eukaryota; Metazoa; Arthropoda; Malacostraca; Amphipoda; Hyalellidae
Gene: Rab2
Product: ras-related protein Rab-2
Exons: 4
Coding region: 119-619 (166 amino acids)
Cellular component (GO): Golgi apparatus
Molecular function (GO): GTPase activity; GTP binding
Source: RefSeq, a predicted model, not a curated record
UAUUGUGUUUAUAAUUAUUUUUUCAGGAGUUGGAAAAUCAUGCCUUUUGCUGCAGUUCACUGACAAAAGGUUUCAACCCGUCCAUGACUUGACCAUUGGAGUUGAGUUUGGUGCCCGAAUGAUAACUAUUGACAGCAAGCAGAUCAAAUUACAGAUCUGGGAUACAGCUGGACAAGAAGCCUUCAGGUCAAUCACUCGCUCAUACUACCGUGGUGCGGCUGGGGCCCUCCUUGUUUAUGACAUCACUCGGCGCGAUACUUUCAAUCACCUCACCCAGUGGCUGGAAGAUGCUCGCCAACACUCUAACUCCAAUAUGGUCAUCAUGCUCAUUGGCAACAAGAGUGACCUGGACUCGCGUCGUGAAGUGAAACGUGAGGAGGGCGAGGCGUUCGCUCGCGAGCACGGCCUGGUCUUCAUGGAGACCUCGGCCAAGACGGCCGCCAAUGUCGAAGAGGCCUUUAUCGACACCGCCAGAGAGAUCUACAUCAAGAUCCAAGAAGGAGUUUUUGAUGUCCACAAUGAGGCAAAUGGCAUCAAGAUUGGUCCCCAGCACUCCCCUAGCGGCUCUGGCAUCAACGGUCCUCAGGCAGCCAGCGGUCAGGGCUCAACCUGCUGCUAAGCGCCAGUGCAGUGCGGGACGUCUCGCCAGCAGGACGUGUGUAGCUUAUCUCCUGCGCCUCACCGUACCGUUUACAUGUCGUGUGUAGUCAAGUUUUUAGCCUUCACAAAAUUAUCGGCCAUUUAGAAAUUUUUCUUGACGUAGAAUGACGAAUUUCGUUAUGCCUUUCCGAUCUAUCUAGGCCUGAUUGGAAUAUGAUAUUUAGUGCUUAUUGCAAUAAGAACAAAAUCUCAUAGUUGUGAAAAGAAGGGCAUGAGUAUUUUUCCCAAUGCUAUUCUUAACUUGAUAAAUAUAUUUUUAGAAUUAUUUCGUCAAUUAAUUCAAAGUGAUCAAAGAACCCAAGACUAUUUUGAUGAGACGCUGAACUAUGUUUCUCAGCCGGUUCAUUUCUGUUUUGGUGCUUAGAAUUCUUUAGAAUUAUACAAAUUCUGUUUUUUCCAUGAUAUUUUCAAGGCACAUUGAAAGUAGUUUUCGUCAGAAAAUCAACGCAAUGACGAGUUGUGUGCGCUGGUAGUGGCCGCUGUGUCUAGAAUUUAUUUUUUGCUCCUGGGUACCAUAAUGCAGAAAUUUUCCUGAAAAAUCUAACUGGUUAGCCACCGCAGUUAUUUUUCUGUAACUAGGUUUGAGAGGUAUUGAUUAUUUCUUAGCAAAGGUAGUCUCUUGCUCUCUCCCUAGUCUAACCUUGGAGUUUUGGACAAAUUUGGCACCGAAAGCUCAUGCCACCUAAGAGAGUUAUCUUGGGAAUUUUUUCUUAGCCUUAUUUGUUCAGUACCUGAAAUAGUAGCACGUUCCGUGGUGGAAUUUCAGCCAAAAUAUCGUUGUUAAGUGUGAAAAACUUCCAAAUUGAACCAUUUUGUAAUCAGUGAUGCGCACUCGAUCAGUGUAAUCAUUUUGUAAUCAGUGAUGCGCAGUGAUGCGCACUCGAAAUUUUUCAGACUCUAGAUGCUGUUGAAGCUGUUGCUGUGUUCCUUCUAUUCAAUCAUUCGCGUAAGGAAGGCUCGAGGCAUUAGAUAAUUUAAAUAUAAAAUGCGUGGAACGAGCGGCAGCAUUUGUGGCUUGAUAUGGUGGCAAGCUAGUUCGUUUUUUGGUUACCUCCUCAUACUUUGAAUGAGUUGCGACUUGUGUACCAUGUUCAACUAUUAUGGAUACUUCAUUGCAUGCUAUUAAAUUGAAUCCUCGCCUAAAGCCAUCUAGGAAACUGUUGUUAGCCACUGUUGGUUGCUGUGUCUAGCUCUCCUUGCAGCCACUUUAUCAACUAAUUAUUCAUGAUUUUGGUUCACAUGUUCAAGCGUCACGAAAAUAAUUUGGCUUUCCUUCUUGUUUCUCUUGUCGCCGCUAUUCUAAGCAAUUUACCAGCAGGACAUUAUUGCUAUUGUUUUCAGCAUUCACCCAGCCUGAAAUCGAUCUAUAUUUGCUGCCAGCUCACUGUUCUACUCAUUUAUUAUCAUGGCAUGGGUAACGAUUAAACAUAUGAUUGAAUCAUUUUUUUAAUUCAGAUUAAUUGCACCUCGAAUAAGCUUAAGAUGCAUCAAUUUCAGAUGGGUUCGACUCCUUGCACCUCGCUUUUGUUUUCAGCGUCACUACGGUUGUGUAUUAUCCGUGUAUCUUAUUUCCCAGAGUUUAUUACAAUCGUAAGAUGGUAGGUUCUGAGUUGAAUGCGGUACGACAUUCAUUGUGUUUUCUGUACUUUUGUCAUGAUUGUUUCUUGAAACGAUUGUUAUUCAUGAAAAUAGUUUCGUUGUUUCUACACUUACAGAAAGCUCUUGUUAAAAUGGAAGACUUCAGUCAUCUUCAUUCAAAUUUAACUUUGUUGAAUUCUUGAAUUCAACUAAGAAUUCUUUGCACAGUUUUACACCAGACAUUAGAAAAGUUUUGUUUAGCCUUCUAUUCAGCGCUCGUACAUGGAUGCUCGCCUCGCACAUUCAUCCAGUGGGUUUUUAUAAUGGUAGCUAUUUUGUUUUCAUUUGAAUGCAAAUUCGCACUUGUACCCACAAAUGAAUCUACCUGAAAAUUCCAGCGUCUUCAAGCCGCAAAUUUCACCGCUAAAAAUGGACUGCCUACAAAUUUCUUUAUGUAUAUCAGAGGAACGAAACCUGGGCCUGGAUUAAAAAGAUCCUCUUUGGGUUCCUGCUGUUUGUGUGUAUAGCUUGCUUGUGUUGUCCGCUCGCUGCUCUAGGUAAUAUAUUGUACGGUUUCUGUCACGUUAGUACUGUGAACCAAAUUCUCCCUGUGUUAACUAACCCAUCUUAUUUUCUAGUACCGCAAUCAGAACGCCUGAAAACAUUAAAUAUACCUAUGUUUUUUUAACAAUUUCCUAUAGAUUAGAGAAUUUAAACCUUUCCAGUUCUCUGAAAUUAGCUUUUUAGUCGGAAAUACGCCUGUGGUGUAUCAGUAUUAUGGUCAAUAUGUCAACCUUAAACGAGAGUUUUACGAUACCGUAUAGCAAUUUUUGUUCAUAAGUUACUCUAAGUUAGCAGAGCAUAGAAGCAUUGAUAAACUGCGAGUACAGCUUGAGGUAACCACAGAUUGCGGACGACGUGUGAUCUGCCUCGAGGUAUAUUGAUCCAAGUCAUGUUCCAUUACUACUAUACUGAGCCCUCACAUUUUGGAGCCAAUCGAACGCUUUUCUAGUUAUCUGUUUUCAUUCAACUUCAAUUUGAGUCUGUAAUUGAAUCAGUAUCUAGGAAGUGAUUUGCGGUCUUGUCUUGUCUACUGCACACUAACGUCUUAGUCUUGUGUCACCCCUGUCCAAAACGGGUUAGUGACGCGCCAGUCACCUUUCCUUCCAUCGACAGGAUGUAGUGCAGGACUUACAAUUGUCUAUUAACAUUAAUCUGCUGAUCUGACCACCAAGCUUGCCCAUUGUUUAAUAAGUAGCUAUCAUAUCGUGUGCCUAGAUCGCAUCGUUUUCACGUGUGCGGCCGGCAGCAAGAGCCCUGCGUAGCAGUUGUCAUCGUAUUUGGGUCCGCGACACCUACAGUUUUUUUUCAUUAUUAUUUACCUUUCAAGUACGAAGAUGAAAAAAUUUAUGUUCUUUCGUUUCAACUGAAACCUGUGAUUUUUUCCUCUAAUAUUAUUUUGUAUUGAAUUAUUGAAAGAGAAUUGUUAAUGCUGUACUUUAAGCUCAAGCACCCGAUCCCUGAAGCAGUUUCUUGUUUCAAUGUUUUGCCUGAGCUCUUGCAAAUUUUGUUUGUUGGUUCUCGGUCGGUUUGAUUAUUAAUUUUUGCGCUUGCUUAACUUCUCCUGAAUAAAUAUCAUUUACGAACUAAUUCUUUUCCAUGAGAAACCUAAACCCUGUCGAGAUUCUAUGAACAAGAAAGAUUGAAUGGUGGAACUUUACUUUGUAUUGAUUUGUGUUGAUUUAUGCCUAUUUUUCCGUUUAUUAUAUAAAGCUAUAUCUUCUCUUAAUAUAUAUAAAUGAAUAAUUAUAUAAUAGCCGGUGUAUUCGUUUCAUAAUGAAUACGAAUGGAUGGACAUAUGGUAGAAUUACAUCAUCCAUUCUGAACGUGUGUGAUGAUAUUAGUUUCAACGCAUGAUUCAUGUUUGCCCUCGUGAGAGGAGUAGUACAUAAGUGUCCAUUGAUGUGAACUUCUUUAUUUCUAGGGCACCAUCACUCUCUAUAUACACAAUACCUCCCUGUAAUUAUGCGACAAGAGGCUCUGCAAACCGAAAUUUAUCUCUCAUUCUCUUCAUGAAUCUCUUGGUAUUGUUUGACAACUGAACGUAAUGGUGGCACUGCAAUGCACGCGCAGUUCUAAUUAACCUCUAUGAAUACUGGGACAUCCAUUCUGUUUGUGCCCAAAAUAACAUUCCAUGGAGUCACGUGCUGGGACGAUUUUAAGAGCACUUGGUGUAAAGUCAUUGUCCAUGGUGAUGGCUCCGGUAUAGAGUACUUUAUUCAAUGCAGAGUUUGUUUAAAUUAGCUUUUUUGUUCGUUAACUGAGCAGUGGAUGAAUUCUUUGCUGGCAGUCAAUUGGCAUCGUCGCUUUUGCAGCGCUUGCCAUGUGCUUUAUUCAUGUACUUUGAAUUUGGCUUCCCAUCUUAAUCGGUUUAUUGAUACGUUUGGAAAUGAAUGAGUGUGAAAAAUAUCCCUUUAAAUAUAGGCGCUGUUCCUAUA